AUGGAUAAUUUGGACUACUUAGUUCUCUUAGCAUUAGGCGAUACAGCGUUGAAACGACUUUGUGUACUGACUGCACAACCAGACGUUGUUCGAGUUGAUCUCAACGAAAUUAGUUUAAAAUUUAUUCUGGUAGCAUCUGAUGGUUUCUGGGAUGUGUUAAGUAACGAAGAAGCCAUCGGUUCUGCUCAAGCAUUUCUUUGUCGAGCUUCAGACAAAUGGCAUGAGUAUGUAAUUGUUGUUCAGUGCUUUCCAUGA
Messenger RNA from Thelazia callipaeda (thelaziosis nematode), 255 nucleotides. Lineage: Eukaryota; Metazoa; Nematoda; Chromadorea; Rhabditida; Thelaziidae. The record is from the annotation of a GenBank genome assembly.